CUUUUCUGGGAGAAGAGGCUUCAAGGCUUAAGUGCAUCAGAUGUCAGUGAGCAAAUCAUCAAAUCCAUGGAGCUUCCUAAAGGCCUUCAAGGUGUGGGCCCCGGGAGCAACGAUGACACCCUCUUGUCAGCCGUGGCCAGCGCAUUGCACACGAGUUCUGCGCCCAUCACGGGACAACUGUCUGCCGCCGUGGAAAAAAACCCAGCUGUCUGGUUAAACACAUCACAGCCUCUCUGCAAAGCCUUCAUCGUGACGGAUGAAGACAUUCGGUAAGUCCUUCCCAGACUGCGUUU
This is a messenger RNA of Notechis scutatus (mainland tiger snake), 293 nucleotides long. The record is from RefSeq and is a predicted model, not a curated record. NCBI's taxonomy places the organism in Eukaryota, Metazoa, Chordata, Lepidosauria, Squamata, Elapidae.